CCCUACCGCUGCGACUUCCCCGGCUGUGAGAGAACGUUUAUCACAAUGAGUGCAUUAUUCUCCCAUAACCGAGCCCACUUCAGAGAGCAAGAGCAGUUCACCUGCUCGUUCCCUGGCUGUAACAAGCAGUAUGACAAAGCCUGCCGACUGAAAAUCCACAUGAGGAGUCACACAGGUGAAAGACCUUUUAUCUGCGACUUUGAAGGCUGUGGCUGGUCUUUCACCAGUAUGUCCAAGCUUCUGAGACAUAAAAGGAAACAUGAAGAUGACAGGAGAUUCAUGUGCCCAGUAGAAGGCUGUGGGAAGUCCUUCACAAGAGCAGAACACUUGAAAGGCCACAGUAUAACUCACCUUGGUACAAAACCAUUUGAGUGUCCAGUAGAAGGCUGUUGUGCAAAAUUUUCAGCAAGAAGUAGUUUGUAUAUUCACUCCAAAAAGCAUCUUCAGGAUGUGGACUCAUUAAAGACCCGGUGCCCUGUUUCCAGCUGUAAUAAACUGCUCACUUCCAAACACAGUAUGAAGACGCACAUGGUCAAACAGCAUAACUUCAGCCCAGAUCUCCUAACUCAGCUCGAAGCAACCAACUCCCUCACACCCAGCAGUGAACUCACUAGUCCAGGGCAGAGUGAUCUCGGCAACAUAGACCUUGUAUCCCUGUUCUCCAACGUGUCUGGUAACAAUUCUGGAAUUGCAACAGACAUGGCACUGGUGAACUCUGGGAUCGUCACCAUCGAUGUUGCUUCGGUGGGCUCGACACUGGGAGGAAACCUGCCCACCAGUACCAAUUCCUUAAGCCAGGCAGUCGAUCCCUUGAUCCUGGUGGCGAGCAGCGACAUGCCGCAGAGCCUGGACAGUUCUCUCCUGCUGGGAAGCGGUGCAGUUCUACAGCAGAGCACUUUAAACUUGGAUGAUGUACAGACUGUCAACGCCGAAGCCUUGGGUUCGCUGGCGUCCCUGUCGGUGAGGAACUCCAGUCAAGAUGUGCACAGCUUGACGUCCAGCAAUAAUUUAACCAUCGACACGGCCACUUUGACUCCUUCCAGCAGCCUCAGCGGUACCAACGUGCCUGAGUUACUCGCGCCAGUUAAAGCUGAGAGGAAUUUGGUUCCGUGCUCAGACGUUGUUGGUCAACAAGAGGGCAGCAAAGUAGUGACACAGUUUGUCUUCUCCAACCCUCCGGGGAGCUACAGUGCACAGAAGGAAAUGGAUCUUGGGGCAGUGACUGGCAGCUCGUUUUUGGAGAGCAGUGGGUCUGCAAGAACAGACUACAGAGCCAUUCAGCUAGCCAAGAAAAAGAAACAAAAAGGGAAUGGCAGCAGCACAGGGGCAUCUGGCUCUGGUCAGAGGAAAAACAAAGGUGGUAAAGUAAGCCCUACCAACUUUUCAUCAUCGACUCCUGGCAGUCGACUGGGUGGCAACAUAGUUCUGCCAAAUGGAGGGCUGACAAUAAGGGACCCUGCCACUGGAGCUCAGUAUGUGCAAAUUCAGCUUCUUCAGGAUGAUUCCCCAGGAGAGGGAGAUUUGCCCUUUCAGCUGAGCUCCCAGUCCUCCUCAUCACAUUCUCAGCUUACAGUGGAUUUACCUGUUCACAUACUUCAGGAACCACACAAUUCCACUGAAGAUGAUGCAGGUUCUGAUAACUCUCAGUUCACUGGAAGCACAAUAAACUUACAGGAUCUGGAAUGACCAUUAUUAAGAACAGUUACUUGAAAACAAAUUGGGCAAUCAUGACAGAGUGAGAUAACUAUAUGGGUCUUUUUCCGAGGAAAAUAUGAAAAGUAGGAGAACUGAAGUAUGGUUGCACUCUUUGUGAUUUGCUAAAGACAGUUGUAGCUGAAAGAUUUUCUUAAAAAAUGUAAAUCCCACUUGAUGUGCCUGUGUAAGAUACCCUGUCUGCCUGGUGGUCGGGGAGGCUGAGGCAGACUGCUGUACAGUGUUGUUUCAGGGAGAAGUACUGUAUUACACUUCAAACUGAGGUAAUAUUUACUGUUUUCACAGGAAACCAAGUAUUCUACAGCUAACAAGUGCAAAUUUAUAAUCCUGCCUAUGACAGUUAAAAGUUUCUUUCCAUUGGUUUCCUGCUGGAGCCAGUGGCGUCGAGGAAUUAAGAGCUAAAAUUUGCAAGUGUUUUCCACACACAAAAACCAUAAUUGUUUUGGCCCAUGUUUUGGCAGAAAACUGGAAUAAAGUGUCACAUGUAACAAAAUUAACGUUCUAUGCCAUGAAAAUGAGAUGCUCUAAAAUCUUUGUUUUAGAAAGCUAGAUUCUAAAUGUUAACUUAGCUGUGAAUCAGUUUGUAGCUCAUGUUGAGUUUCUCCCUUUCCUUACUCCCACGUCCCAAAUACUUUGCUGAAUUCUUCCAGCAAAACUUGAAAAAGAAAACUGCAAUAGAACUGUACUCACUGUAAGUGAUUAGCUAAGAGUCCAACAGCAUCUGAGAGAGGUUUGUUUUUAUCUUUGUGUUCCCUUUUUUGGGAGGAAUGUUGACUGUCCUGUAAAUUUAAGCACCUUGAUUUUUGUCUCAUCUAUAAACCGCUGCCAAGUUACCUGUAAACUGGCCACUACUAUUUUAUUUUGAGUUGUUUGAUGUUUUGGGUUUUUUUUUAAUGGAACACUGUUAACACAUGUUCUUUAUUGCUAUCCCAGAGUGCCACAUGCACGUGCAGCUUACGGCUGGUUUACAGAAUAUGCAGUUGUCAGAGUAUUUUGUGAGGGGAAAAGAAUUGUUACCCAGAGAGAUUUGCCCCACUGAAAAAGUGCAGUUUCUCUUGGGGCUGGGGGGAGAGGUUGUAUGUACUCUACUUAUCUGGAUUGCAGACACCUAAAUAAGUAUAGGGUUGUAUAGGGGAAAAAAACCACCUUUGGUUACGUUUUAAGGUAGUAAUUUAAAUGUUUCUUAUGGUGAUGUUCUGAAUGCCUAUAAAAGUAUGUAUAGGAGUUUGAUAAAAGGCUGUAUGUACUGUUUUUUUUUAUUCUCAGUGAGGUGUGUGUAUGCACGUAUGUGUAUUUUUUUUUUUUUACAAAAUAAGAUAUGUCACAGAGGGGAACGUUGUGAUCUUUCUAAUCUUGCACAUAUUUAUUUAUUUUACAGUUAUACUGAUGUUAAAUUCACAUGAGGUUGUUCAGAAAUGCUUUUACUUCCUGUGCCUUUUGAACUAUGUAUGUGUCCAUAUAAAUGCUUUUUUUGAUUGAAGACUUGGGGAGGGAAAAAGCAUACAGGUUACAUUGAACUUCAGCUCCUGAUUUGUAGGCAGUAUUAUAUCCUCUGGUUGAACCAGUUUUAUUUUUCUAUCUUUAGCCUAACUGAGCAUUGAGGUCUCUCUGUUCCUCUCACUCUGAGUUUACAGCUUAUGUCCAGGGAAAGUCUUAAUCUUCUCAGGCUGGGUUUCCAAACCAAACUGUUGGUAGAUGAGAUCUACCCAGUGGCUGUGACUGCAGCAUGGAGUCCACUCCUGAGAGAGAGAGAGAGAUUGAGAAGGAAUUGUGCUCCAGGGACUCCUUGGUCUUGCUCUAGUGGUCACCAUGCUCUCCCUGGAAGCUGAGACACCUCGAGCUCCCAAUGCCUGCAUUAUUCUGUUCUCAAGGACCAUACCAGUUCUUACUCUAUUAAAAUGGCCAAGGAACACUCCAUCUUUUUAUGGGACUUGCAACCAAAUCUUUCUACUUCUGAAAAUGUACCUCACUCAGCUUUGUAAGUGAAUGUAAAGUGCUAACCUCUUGGGGCAGAAAAUUGGAUUACUUGGCUUGGAGUCCAUUGCUGGCAAUGGAUACCUGAAGAACUGCUGGUGCAAAAGGGUUAAUAAAGCUUUUUUUUUUAUGGUCA
This is a messenger RNA of Manacus vitellinus (golden-collared manakin), 3823 nucleotides long. It is a transcript of the gene ZXDC, whose product is annotated as ZXD family zinc finger C. Gene Ontology annotation, molecular function: transcription coregulator activity. NCBI's taxonomy places the organism in Eukaryota, Metazoa, Chordata, Aves, Passeriformes, Pipridae. The record is from RefSeq and is a predicted model, not a curated record. The transcript has 10 exons. Gene Ontology annotation, cellular component: nucleus. Gene Ontology annotation, biological process: regulation of transcription by RNA polymerase II. The annotation marks the transcript as partial.